GUAGAUGUCGUAGCUCUUUUUUGGUUGAUCAGCGAACACGUGCUACAAAAAUUCUACUACAAAAUUUUUUUGUAUUUUGUAUACCCUCCAAAAAGCACAACAACAAGAAGAAGAAGAAGAACCACAACAACAAAAGGCUACUACAAACCACACAACAAAAACAAAGCAAACAAAUACUAGAGAAGCUGUAGUAGCAGUUGUAGUACUACAUAGUAAACUCAGUGUGCAAAACAAAAUUCUUCACCGAGAGUGUUGGCGCGAGAGUGAGAGAGAGGGGCAGAGAGGCAAUACGUCAAUUUAAGCUACAUAUUCCCAUUUGCUUAACUAACAGCAUCCAGGCUGCCUUGCGACUAUCCACGAAAAUAUCGUAAAACCCUCAGAAGACACACACACACACACACAUAAACAAUUUUAGUCUACGCUGUGCUGCUGUUCACUGGUCGUCUCUGUCAGGUUGCUGCUACUGCUGCUGAUAUCUUCUUUUAUAGAAAUUCUCUGUGUGUGAGUGUGCCUGUGUGCUAGUGCUGGCUUCUGGUGUUCUUUGCGGGCAAGUGCGUGUGGUUACCGUAUUGCUAGAGAGCUCCCGCGAGUGUGUUGGCGCCUGUGUGUGCGCUUUCAUAAAAUGUACCUACAUAUUUAUAUAUACGUAUAUGCAAAAAAUAAAAGAGCCACUUAAAAGGAUAAUGAUUUUUCUCUAAGGCAUUUUUUUACUCAACACACACGAGAAAGAAAGAAAAAAAAAAUACCACAAAAAAUAAAAUGAAUUCAAAUCACAAAGAAAGCCAAAGAAUGUCGGAAAGUGAAAACACAAAUGUUCAAAGCAGACGAAAAGUGUUACAAAAAUAAGCUGCAGCUGUUCCAAAGACCCAUUUCGAAAUAGUAAAACGAAAGUUUGAUGAAAUGAACAAAGAAAUUUAGAGAGCAAAAAAAAGAGAAAAACUCUUAAACUCAUUAAAACACAAAGAAAAAAAAAACAAUGUGACAUUUUUUUGCUGGAAAUAAACUUUUGGUUUGUUUGAAAUUGCACCUCGUUAUUUGCACCAUAAUUACCAUUUGUUUUUUUUUUUGAAUUUUUGAGAUAAAAAUUUAUAAAGCUAGAGUUUUAUAUGAAAGAAAAACUAAAAAAACAAACUAAUUAAGCAAACGAUAACGACAAUAAAUGUUUGAAACUCAACAAGACAAUAAUUAAUUUUAGAAGAAAAAAAAAAAUAAAUGUAACUGCAGACAAUAAAUAAAUGAAAAAAAUUCUAAAAUUUCUUUUGGUAACAAUAAAGCCCCGAAAAAAAUUUUUAUAAGCCAGAACGCUAAGAAAAACCAAAAAAACCCUAAAUCCCCAAAUUAAUACAUGACAAUAAAUUUGCUGUUCUUAAGUUUAACCGCAAAAAUCCACACCUGUAACUAAAGAAAAACUCCAAGGAAAAAUAAAAACCCUGAGCAUAAGAAGCAGCUUAAAACCACUGAAAACCAAUUAUCCCACAUUCAAAAAAAAUUAUAACAAAAACAAAAUUUUUUUGAAAAAAAACAAACAAAAAAGUUCCAGCAUUACCACAAUAAGCUCAAGAAAACCAAGCUCCUUAAAAAAAAACAAAAUCAACAAAGAAGAAAUCCAAUUUCUAGGAGACAAGCAUCAGCCAGCUGCCAGCCAUUUAAGCAGCAUCCAUCCAUAACAAACAAAUUGAAUUUUCAUUUCGUUGUGUCGCAUAGUGAGUGUGUCUGUGUAUUAGUGUUCAAUGUAUGUGUAUGCAUUGUGUUUAACACAGUGUCAUUAAAUUCCCAUACAUAAAGAAAACCAAACGCGAAAAAAACAACGCGGGCUUGCAUACAUUCUCACAUAUAAAGUCAUAAAUAUAGGAGCUCAUUAAAGGACCCUACCAAUUUCCUGGCCCCUACCCUAACCUGUUUGGCAAAAACGCCAUAAAAAACCAAAAACAAGAGUAACAUACGGGGAAAUUUUGUGACCCCCUCCCCUCAAACGAAAGAAAGAAAGAAAGAAAAAAAAAAAACAAAAUCAAAGCAAACUCUCUUUUCGAUAACAAAACAACAACAAAAAACCUUCUUAGAGCAGCAGCAGCAGCUCUGUAUCAAAAGUUAUUUUUAGACUUUAUAUGGAUGUCUGAAAAGCAACCAAAAAGAAGAGCAACAAAACAAAAAAGAUAAUUGAAACAGAAAAGUGAAAAAAUCGAAAAGAAACCAAAUCUAAAAAGCACAACAAAACAUUUCAGUUUCUUCAGUUACUCCCCUGAAGCCCAAAAUUAACUCAGCGCAGUGAAAUAUCUCAACCCAGAACAUCAACAGCCGAUGACAGACAACCGCCAAGGCUAGAAAAGCACCACAAAUCAAAACAAUAUCAAUUAAUAUAAAUCAAGUUUGCUAUCAAUUAGAUUAAAUGACGAUUUAUACCAACAUGGCCACGUUAACUAUGGACAAACAACGUUUAAGUGUUAACGAACAGCAUCAUCAGUUUUUGGGGGACAAACAAAAGCAGCGUUCGGAACGUGCUUCGAGUUUGGCUUUGCCACACAGUUCCCUUUUGGAUUUCUAUGACAAACAGCAGGAGCAGUGUAACUCAGUGGCAUUAUUGCCAAUUAGCGCCAAUGUUGUGGUACGAAGACACUCCUCCCACUACUAUCCCAUGCUGGAGGCAGGAGAUGAGAAGCAACAACAACAACAGCAGCAGCAACAACUGUUGCAACAUCAGCCACCACCAACGGUUGCCAUGUCGAACAUGGACAAUGUGAAGAAUUUAAUGUCCUCCCUAAAUGCUGGCUUAAAUGCAUCGCCGCCGCCCUACAAUUGUCACAAAUCUCAGGCGCAAUCCAACAUAAAACAUUUCCCAGCAGCUGCUCCCGGGGCGCCAGCAUCCGCAUCCUCAUUGUCGCCAUCUAACACUGCACUAAUGUCAACUAUGGCAGCCACUCAACUGAAUUUGCAACAAAAGGUAAAUCCGGCAACAACAUCUUCGCCAGCCUCCAAGAACAGGCAAAAUUCCGAUUUAGUUAGUGGUGGCAGCCCCCACAACAGCAUCAGCCAUAACACUAACAGACAACAGCGUCAAGGUGCGGGACAGGCUUUGCAGCAACAGCACCAACAACAACAACAGCAACCAUCUUCAAGUUUGGAUACACCACCACCCAUACCCAAGCGUACAUUUCGCAAUAAGUUCACCUGGAAUUCGGUAAAUAGUGGCGGAGGCAGUAGCUCGUGUGAGGCCACCCCUCCGUCUUCGGCCGCUUCGAUAACACAAACACCGACUAAGGGUAAACAACAAACGACUGCAGGCACAGCAUUUGUUUAUCCUCAGAUUCCUUUGCAACAUUUGCCCUCCACAGGUAGGGCAGGCAGUGCUCUCGGCGGUGUUGGGGGAAUUGGUUAUUUUGCUAAUACAAACAUUGAGGCAAAUAAUUCCACACCUGGCGGCGGCGGCGGUCAUCUAAUUGCCGAUUUGCACUCACGUACGGUGUUCUCCGAUGGUGGCAGCGUCACCGGUUACGACACCGGAGGCAUUUCCGAUGAUGACCGCAUGAGUUUGGAAAAUUCCGUUUUCGAAGAGUCAUUGAACUCCACCCCUGUAAAGAUUUCACAAAAUUCCGCAAGCAAACUAUUCAAUGGCACAUUAGCCGCUAAGACCCUUGCUGCCCUCACCGGAGACGUCUGCACUGCUCUCAAGCGCUCCAAUCGCUCGUCCAGCAGUACAGUCGAUUCAAGCAUCACCUCCUCGUCGGGCUAUGGUUCGCACAGCGAGCGUUUAGCGUCCACCUCUACCACCGCAGACUUUCGCAGCCGCUUUUCCAGCGUAGACACCCAGUCGUCGCUGGACAGCUGCCUCACGGAGAAGACCUCGGUGGACUCACCGCUCACCAAGGACACCUUUAAAAUGGAACGCCCCAUGAACUUAAAUGAGGUCAUGCUCAAUCUGAAUAACAAUGAGACCCUUAAUACAGCCACAGCGGCAGUGGUUUAUAGCCAGCACACAAAUAAUCUCAUGGCCAAUAACAACAAUAUUCAGUCGAUGACAAGCCACAAGUUACCCACAGUACCGGUACGUGCCCAGCGUAAGCCCGGUCAAUCGGUAUCACCUUCCCGCCAUCAUCAGCAGCAGGGAAAUCAGCAAACCAGUCAAAGUCAAUCACAGCAAUCGCUAAACAAUAGCAUCGAUUCCAGCAACAAGGGUGGCUCCACUGUGCCCAAUUCCACCUCAACAUCAUCCACAGCCUCGGCAGGUUCAAGCAUUUCUACAGGAUCCAGCAUGUCCAUAUCCGCCUCUGGAUCAGGAAAUUCUCCCCUGGCACCCACCACACCGCCACAGCAGCAAAUGCAACAACAACAGCAGCAUCAUCAAUCAAUUGCCAGCGCACAGCACCAGAAACGUCCACCCCUCCCACCAGCCAGAGUACAAAAUUUCGAAAUGCAUGAUACGGCGGCCACAAAGGGUUUUGCCACAACACAACAGCAGCAGCAACAACCUCCUCUAGCCAUGCGUAGUCAAUUGAAUCGCAGCAAACGCCCUCCUCCCAUUCAAUAUCCGAAAUUACAUCAACGCCAAGAUUCCAAUCUGUCGAGUGACAGUUUUUCAGUCACCUCUAGUCCUGGUUACAAUUCGAAAAAUCUCAUGGAUGCACCGCUAUUGCAAAAUGCUGCGCGCAUUAACAAGAGCGGAGGAACGGUUGCUGGCAUGGCCGCUGCUAUGCGUCAUCAGGAUUCGAGUGAUAGUUUUGGCAUGUCUACUUCGCGUUUUGGUAAUACUGGCCCCAUGGUACCGCCACGUCAUAAAUUCAAUUUCCGCCAAGAUUCAACCAUAUCGAGUGAUAGUUUCAGUCAAACAUCUAGUCCGGGCUAUAAUACGAAAAUCAUGGAAGCCCCCCUGUUGCCAUCGUUGUCCGUAAAAAGGUUGUGCAAUGUUCCAACGCCCGUCAAUAUUAAACAAAAAUUCCAAAAUGAGACUAUCGAUGAAAUGGAGAACAAUGUCCCCAUGUCACCGAUAACAAAAUGCGUCUCAACACCUGCUAGUCUACAGACCAUAGUACGUUUCCAAAAUGGUGCUCCCAAUACCAUGUCGUUGCCGCAUCAGAUCAUCAAUCGCCGCAAAUCGUCAAAUCCUUACAUCACCAAUGGUCGUUUAAAAUUCCGCCUCUUUCAAAUACUUAUCAAUGCCUUGGCUCUAUUGGCCAUAGCUGGGGGUUUGGCAGCCUAUUUCAAGGCCUACCCCACCAUCAAGUUUGUGAAUAAGACCAUCAUCAAUACGGUGCAUGUGGAGGACUCGUUAAGCAAGAAUCCCGCCCCUGGAACCUGUCUGCCAAUUAUUGUGAAAUUUUGCCAAGGUCCCCAGAUACCCUACAACUUUACGGUGUUCCCCAAUUACAUUGGGCAUUUUGGACAAUUGGAAACUCAAGUGGAUAUGGAUGCCUAUGAGGCUUUAGUCGAUGUUCGUUGCUAUGAAUUGGUCUCUUUGUUCUUGUGUACCCUCUUUGUGCCGAAGUGUGGAACCUCGGGAGCAACAGUGCCGCCUUGCAAGUCGCUGUGCACGGAAACAAUGCGUCGUUGUGGCUUUUUCUUUGAUGUAUUUGGCCUAAGUCUACCGGAGUACCUGAAUUGCAAAUUGUUCAAGGACUUCGAAAGUCCCGAGGAGUGUGUGGGCUAUGAGGAGGUUCAGAAUGUGAUGAUUGCCUCGGCCAAUCCUAAGUGCAGUGGCUUCAAGUGCGACAACAAUCGCUGCCUGCCCACGGAAUAUGUAUGCGAUGGUAACUUGGAUUGCAUGGAUCACAGCGAUGAGAAGGGUUGUGAUGUGUGUCCUCCUGGCGAAAUUUUUUGUGGCAAUGGGAAGUGUAUAACAUAUGACCAUGCCUGCAAUGGAGUCAUGGACUGUCCCUAUGGGCAGGAUGAGAAAAAUUGCAUACGUUUGAGUGAACGCAAUGGAGAUCUAGGCAAAGGCGUCCUCGAGGUCUAUCGCAUGUCCAGUAAAAAAUGGGUGCCAGCUUGUGUGAAGAAUUGGGAUAGGGCAGUAUCGCCCUCGGCUGUGUGCUCCAUGCUGGGUUACAGUGCUGUGAAUGCUACAAGCGUUAUAACUCAAAAAACGCAUCGACCAUUGUUGGCAUCGGUUAAUAUAUCCACAGAUAUAUGGAAAAUGUAUGCCAAAAAGAAAUCCAAUUUAAUGCGAGAAUUUUCCAAUUGUACCGCGGCUGAAGAUUAUCCCAUAGCUGAAUUAACCUGUUCAAAUUUCGAAUGUGGCAAAAUUAAGAAAACCAGACGCAAGCUUUCACGACGAAUCAUAGGUGGUGCGAAGGCGAAUCCUGGUUCCUGGCCUUUUCUGGCAGCUAUUUUGGGUGGACCAGAGAAAAUUUUCUAUUGUGCCGGAGUGCUGAUAUCCGAUCAAUGGGUGCUAACAGCCUCUCACUGUAUUGGCAACCACACAGUCAUAGACUUGGAAGAUUGGACCAUCCAAUUGGGUGUCACCCGUCGUAAUUCCUAUACAUAUUCCAGCCAAGAGGUGAAAGUUAAAACUGUUAUACCCCAUCCUCUAUACAAUACUGCGAUAACACAUGACAACGAUAUUGCACUGUUCCAGCUUGCUAAGCGUGUCUCUUUUCAUGAGCAUCUACUGCCAGUUUGUUUACCUCCGCCCAAUAUGAAAAAAUUGAUACCCGAUUCCAUGUGCACCGUCAUUGGUUGGGGCAAAAGGCGUGACAAAGAUCCUACAGCCACUUAUGAGCCCAUUGUCAAUGAAGUCCAAGUGCCCAUUAUAAGGCGAACACAAUGCGAUGAAUGGUUGGAUAAUCUAACGGUGUCAGAAGGCAUGAUUUGUGCGGGAUACGAGGAAGGAGGCAAAGACGCUUGUCAGGGUGAUUCUGGUGGUCCUCUACUUUGCCCCUAUCCUGGAGAAAAAGAUCGUUGGUUUGUCGGUGGCAUUGUGUCGUGGGGCAUAAUGUGUGCCCAUCCCAAAUUGCCUGGAGUCUAUGCGAAUGUCAUCAAAUAUGUGCCCUGGAUAAAUGAACAAAUGCUUAAAUAUUCCAAAGAAGAAUCAUUUUCCAAAUACGAUAUGCACCCGGGUGGUCCUGAUUUACUAUCAAAUGUGGCAACGGCAUCAUUGAAAAAUCAACAAACCUCCAAACUGCGAAGAAGUUCUAUGGAUGUUGAAUACUAUGACAGUCCCAGUAAUUGGGGAUACACCCACAUUGAAAAUUGAUAGCAACGGUAUUGAUUGCGUGUUAAUAACAAAACAAUACCAUAUAACAGGAUACACUAAUAGGUGGUUAAAUCACUUGCGAAAAACAUAAAAUAGGCCCCAUGAGCAUCAUAAAGGUUGUCAAAAUCUGCCUAUUGUGAAUGUUAACUAAUGUCAGUACAAAUUUUAGCUCUGACAAAAUGCACCAUAUGGCACAUCAAUGCAUUAUUUUGUGUUUUUAUUUCAAUUCUUUUUAAACUAAGAACUAAGGCCCAUUGCAAACAACUAAGAACAACGUAAAUAAAACAAAACAAUAAAACCUGGAUUCACUAAUAGAAGGUUAAGUCACUUAUAAAAACAUAAAGUGGAUAGACCCCAUGAACACCAUUAAAGGCCUUGUUAUGCUAUCGUAAACAUACCAUAAAUGUAGGAAAACGUGUCUGUUUUGUUUUGGCUUACGAAUACACAUACAAGUGCUUACCAAACGUAUGUCGACCGUAACCGGAAUGUAGAAUUCAGUAAAAACAAAAUUUUACAUUCCGUUUUGGUGACAGCUGACAAAAUUUGAAGUUUGAAUAUAUUUCGAAACCAAAAAUUUAAUUUAUAGCACAGCUUUCUUUGUUGAAUUUAUCACAAUUUAUUGUUAAUAGUUUAGGUUGAAUGGUUAGCUUACCAUGAAAAGGUGAUUUCACUCGGUGGCCAGUCUGACCUGUGGUGAAAAGAAAAUAAAAAACUGAAAAAUGUGUGAUAAUAAGAAAUUACAAAAAGAGAGUAGGGGGUAAGUUCCAAUAUGGCGCUGUCGUAUGCGCUAAUCCAUGCUAUAUCGUGAAACUGGAGACUUCAGGGAUUCCACACAUUCCGCCAAAAACUUCGACCUCACUGUCCUAGAACACAUGGCCUCGAGGGCCGCUAUAUAUGUAUACUGAUUUCGAAAACUGUAAAUUACUUCCCAGAAUUUUCUUUGCGGCUAUCGUUAUGGCACAGAGCUCUGCCCGAAAGAACAAUACGGCAGUCUGGCCGCUGUACCGAUAUUUUGUGUGACGGAGUAUGGCCUAAUCCAGUCCCGGUCUCCAUCUUGGA
Messenger RNA from Stomoxys calcitrans (stable fly), 8239 nucleotides. RefSeq lists its product as uncharacterized. The record is from RefSeq and is a predicted model, not a curated record. Gene Ontology annotation, biological process: proteolysis. Gene Ontology annotation, molecular function: serine-type endopeptidase activity; protein binding. The transcript is spliced from 15 exons. Lineage: Eukaryota; Metazoa; Arthropoda; Insecta; Diptera; Muscidae. The coding region runs from base 2387 to 7180 and encodes 1597 amino acids. Gene Ontology annotation, cellular component: membrane.